Molecule: messenger RNA, 9791 nt
Organism: Leptidea sinapis
Lineage: Eukaryota; Metazoa; Arthropoda; Insecta; Lepidoptera; Pieridae
Exons: 8
Coding region: 487-2661 (724 amino acids)
Biological process (GO): regulation of transcription by RNA polymerase II
Cellular component (GO): nucleus
Source: RefSeq, a predicted model, not a curated record
GAGUGAACCUUGUGCAAAGUUUGCGAAGUUCGCAUUUUUCUCCGUAUUAUCGUACCUUGUAUUUAUUACGAUAAUUGAAAUAUAGUGACAGUUAACUCCCGAUAUUAUUUUCAAGUGGAUAAACGGUCCCGAUGUUUUAAUAACAAGCAUUAAAUACGGUCAAAAUGUCACGCAAAAUGAGCAUCAGCAUCGUGAACACCAUUCCACAUUCGAGUUCUAAGUGAUUUACUUUGAUUUAAAGGUGUUUUUAACUCAAGUUAAGUGUUGUUAUCAUGUGAAGAAGUGUACGUCAAGUUUGUCUUGAGUAUAAUUUAAUUGAGUACACAUGAAAACAUUUGAAAAUUUUAUGUACACGUCGUACAGGAGCGCACUUAGGCCUGUGAGAGUUUAAAACUUGCCGGUAUCAUUAUGGUGGACUGAAAGAUUGUGUUUAGAUAUAGUGGAAUUGAAAGAUAGGUGACGAAACGUGCCUGGGAGGCUCAGCGCAUGAUGUCAGGUGGAUCGCAACACAACCCAAACGGCAGACAGGCCCAGCUCGGGGCAGGCUGGAGUCCCUUGCAGUUACAGGUGGCCAACCUGCUGGCGCGAGCUCCGCAGGCGCACAUGGCUUCGGACCGCGGCGUCACCUGGCACACGCCGACGCCACCGCCGCACUUGUACCACGUGCCGGCGCCUUCGCCCCCGGACCCCCUGCAGGCGAUGAAGUCUGCUACCGGCAACUCGGUAUUCCGGCACACCGCGACGCCGCCGGAGAUGUACCGGCACACCGCGACACCGCCGGAGCUGUAUCGACACACGCCGACACCGCCGGACAAGCAUCACAUGAGACAUACACCAUCACCUGGUGAUGUGAAAGCUGGUACUGUGAUGCAACCAACCGAACUGUACCCGCAUCUAGGGCCUUCUAGAGAUAAGCUGGUGCGCGCGGAGGAGCUGCUGGCGUACGCGCGCGGCGGCGUGGACCUCACGGUGGGGUCGAGGAACGGGUCGCCGCACACGCCCGCCCUGUCCGUGCGCGACGCGCCCACCAUCAACAGCCUGAUCGCGCGGCACGCCCGGCCGCCGCACGCGCGCGUCGACGCGCUGCUCGAGCGGCUCUCUACUGCGCCCGUCUCCCCGCACUCCGUCAUCGUGCACAGCCGAGCGGCACCCACACCUUCGCCUCCCUCCUCCAAUGAGGAUUCAACAGAUUCCUGUGGAGCUCCACCUGGGUCGAAACGGAAACGAAAACCGGAGCGCACGCUGCGAGUACCGGUGCCACCUCCUCUAGGCAGCGUGAAAUGUGCGCCUGCUGAAAUGACCGACGCUGCCACACCUCAGAGUUUUCCCCAAGAUAACCCCGCGCUAGAAAACGGUGACGUGCAUCAAAAUGGACCUGAACGCACUGAGAAACUGGAUCCGGCUCCCGAGCCGCACACUCGAAGAAAAUCACGAUCAGGCUCGGCUGAAACCAUUGACGACAUUGCCGCUAUGAUCGCGAACACAGAACACACGAUGCCCCCGGAGCCAUUACACAUUGAGCCAGAAACACCCGUCACGAUAGACAAACUCAAAAGCGUCCUCGCGAGCCCCGAGCCUGAAAAAUCUCCACAGAGUUCCCCGAAGCCUAUAUCCUCCCCACCAAAAACCCCAGUGAUAUCACCAACGAAAUCCCCUCAUACGUCACCACCGAAAUCGCCAGUUAAAGAAGAACUGGAAGAGCCCGCAAGUGCGGCCGCGCCGAGGCGGCGUAAUUCUGAAUCGUCAAACGUGCCUGUUGAAUCACCUUCGGAAGCAAAGCCCGCCGAAUCGUCUGAAACGAAAACAGCCGAACCAACUUCGGCCAGCUUCGUCGAAGUUGAGAAUCAGCUUGAGAAAAUGUUUGCGGGCAUUGAAGAACCGCCAAGUACUGUGGAAAACGCCCCGAAAAAUAGGAAGCGAAGAAAAUCCGCACCAACCAAAGGUGAGAAAGCAUCAAAACGUACAAACAGACGAUCGACGGGAGAUGAAGCGCCGAGACGAAAACCGCCCAAGAAGAAGGGAAGAAAAGACGGUGUUGCCAAGGAUGCGUAUGAUUCAGGGAGCAACGCUAGUUCUAGUCGUUCCAGAGGACCAUACAUACAGAUUGUGGGUCGGCGUGACUCGCCCGUUUCCGUGGCUGUUGUUAAUGCCACAACAGAAGAAGAAAGACGAACUGAUGAAUGGAGGAACAGUCUGAAGGCCCGGGGGCUCCAUGCCAGUACACUUGGUCUUCGGUAUGAUGCCUCCACACCGGACGUAUCGUGGCUAUGUGCAUUCUGUGAAAGAGGACCUCAUUACAAUGGCCUUGGGGACUUAUUUGGACCGUACACUGUUGAUUUUAACUGUGAGGAGUACAGAUCACUUGAUGAAGCCUCAAGGCAGAGGUUUCCCAGUACAGAUGGUGGUGCAGAGGUUUGGUUUCAUGAAGCUUGUGCAGUUUGGGCGCCAGGGCUGGUUGCAGCCGGGUCUCGGCUCUGGGGCCUCGCCUCUGCGGUGUGGAGUUCCCGGGCUUCCAAGUGUGCGCAUUGUUCCACAGCCGGGGCACCCAUUGCCUGUGCCACACGAACCUGCCGCGCCAGAGCUCAUCUCCCCUGUGCUACCUCCAACAAAUGGAAUCUGGAUGAUGAGAACUUCAAAGCUAUCUGUCCGCGUCACGUCUAGCAUACACUCUGUGAAAGUUUCAGUGUUUGUGACUCAUGAAAUUGUGAAAUCAGUUACCAUUAAAUGUUUGCCAAAAUUGUUCGGUUUGAAUCAUGUUUUUGGACCAACGAGCAAACUUGAUGUGCAGUUAGCAAAAGUGGCAAGUUCCCAGUGAGUAAGAUGUAUAUGUGAUGUUACAGUGAGUAGGUCUGUCGUGGAUAAUAUUAGUUAUGUAUAGCAGUUGUGUAUUAGCACAAAUAUCUCUUUAAUGUGUGAUAUGAAUGAAGCAUUGUGUGGUAUGUAUGUGUUGGAUAUUUAAAUUUUAACCUGUUUAUAAAAUCAACAAAAGUAACAAAUAUUGUGAACAAUGUAUGUUGAAAAUACUGUGUCAAUACUCAAAAACAUAUAAAUUUAAUACAAUGUAGUGUAUUAAAAUACAUACAAAUGUAUGACCCACAGCUUUGAUUCUACAAAGUUAAGAGUUAGUUAAGCAUAGACUCAUUUUUGGAGUAGGAAUAUACAAUUUAAUAUGUAAAUGGUACAGCUUAAAUAUAUUUGUAUUAAGAUUUAUAAAUAAAUUUUAAAAGUUACAUACAUUAUAAAUUAAAUUCGGAAUGUACUAUAAGCUGUUAUAGUUUGUCGCUGAAUCUCAGUAACUUCAAUGAAAUAUUUUGAUUGUGAACAUUGGGUUGGAAUGGUUAAUAUAUAUUUAUAAAUGUAAAGCUUGUCAAUUGUGGACUUCAUGUUCUCACGGAUGGCUGACAUAAAUUAUUAAUAAUUAUUACUGAUUUCAUUCGGCUAAAGAUUGGCUUCAUCACUGGAACAGGGGUAUAGAACUAGUAGUAGAUCAUUUUCCAUAUAUUUAAACUAGGUUGGAUAUAUCUUGACUACCUUACUAUCUUUGUUGAGAUAUCAUAUUGCCUUAAUCCGAUUUCCUUGUAGCAGCUUUGUGGAGCGGGUCAUCCUUAUUGUUUAGGAAAGUGAACUGUCCAUGUAUCCUGCUUUUUUGCAGGCACCACUUUUAAUUGAGAACCCUGAUUUUGAUAUUAAAUUUAAACCUAUAUUUUCUUUAAAUACUUCUAAUAAUUCAAAUGUGUCAGAUAUAACUUUAUUUAGUAACAGUAUUUGUGAAUUGAUGUAUUCUCAAUGGUAUUUAAUUAAUUUUCAGGCUAUAAUUUCAUACUUAACUUAAUUUUUAAAUUUUUUCCCAUAAUUAAGUUUAAAUGUUUGAUAUUUAUGCAUCACUUUACAUAGACUGUUAUUAAAAUAUUUGUAAAAUGUUAAGCUAUAAAUGUUGAUUUAAGAGAGUGGCAAUGACUCUCUUGCCACUUCUUUUCAAUAAAGCAAGAAAUUUUCCAAAGUGGUGUUAAAAUAAAUUAAGUGUAUCUUUUUUAUAUUUAUAAGUGUCAUUAUUUUGACCCAUUUGAUCAAUAAAUAACUUGAGAUGGGUUUGGUGGCAAUUUCUCCUCAUCUACAUCAGUUUGACUUUAUCAAAAUAUGAUACUUUCUCUAUGCCUUUUCAUUAUUAUUUCUUGAAUAAUUUUCCAUAUUUUCUAAUUAUAAUUGAUAGACUUCUCAGAUUAAAUCAAAGCUGGUUUUGUGCUUAUUAUUAUACAUGAGCGCUAACAUCAAGUUUUCAUUGGAACUGAAGAGUAAUAUUUGUAUCUGGACAUAGAUAUUAGUUAAGUAAUGUCUGUUGUAUUCUGAUUUUAUACUUACUAUAUGGUAAUACUUUAAGACAACACACUUGUUGUGUAAUCUAUAUUUUUAUUCUCGUUAGAUAGACGUCCUAUUUGAAAAGCUGGUUUUACAAAUUAAAGCUAUCAUGAAUUGGAGCAUAAUAGAACCUAGGCAGUGAUUUAUAUUGUGGGUAUUCAGUGAGACUAUGAGGUCAUGCUAGGCCAUGUGACACUUGUCUGGUUAAAGUUGACUUCAAAGUCGAUGAUCCGUAAGCAAAGUUGUGUUAUGUAUAAAAUACCUCUACUUAAUGAAGUUUUUGAUUUAUGCUGGAAGCUUUAAAGUAACAAAGGAAUAAUGGGAGUAAUUGAUCAAGCCAAGUAAAUGUAUGAUAAUUUUUUUACUUUAUCGAUGUAUUUCUUAAAAAAAUUGUUUUCACCAAAUAUUUUUCAUGAAACCUUCAUACGAACAAGUGAUGUGAAAUGUAGAUAAACAAUUUGUUAUUGUUUUUAAACUAAUUUAUUGGUAACACUGUUUUAAUUGUAUAUAAGUAUCAUAAUAUUAUGAUGGGAUGUGUACAUAUUGAUGUAAAUAGCUGAUGUGAACAUCGGGGCGCUGAGAUGUAUGUAAUCAAAUUAUGUUGACAGUAUUAACAGUAAUUUUAAAUUACAUUAUUAUGUACCCUCCCAGCCACGGUAUGAGUUAUCGCCAAUAUAUGUAUGUCCAUAUUAUUUUAACUCAUCCCUGUAUUCAAAUUAAACUACAUAGGCUGGGUUGACAGAUUUUUUUUUUUAAUUUUGUUUGUGAUGAACAUUAUAUUCAUUCAUUAAACCACCUUUGUGGUAUUAUCUAUCUUUUUAUUAUCUACCUUUCUGACUAUUUACAAUGUUAAGACAAAAAUCAAAUUUUAAUUGAAUAUUUGUGUUGUGUAUAGAACUCUGAACUCUGAAUGUCUACAAACAUUGACUUAAAUCAAUCUUAAAGAUAUGCCUUUUAUGAAUGAGCAUAGAGACUCAACAAUGCCAACAAUUAUUACAAAUUAAAGGCAUAUUGCUGUUGUUGCUUUAUAAACGAAUUAAUUAUUGAUGAAGCGAUAAUCAAAAAUUGUCAAUCAACACUUUAAUAUUCACCAACUGUUGGGCAUUUCAUUUUCACUAUUCUUGUGCUAGUACUGCAUGUAACUGAUUUAAGUAAUACUUGUAUUUUAUCUGGGUGUUUUUCACAAACCAAUCUCAAUCUCCUGAACAUCAUAUGACCCAUAUGAUCAUUUGUCUUCCUCUUCCAUACUAAAAACCUUGCUUUUAUCUUUCAACAUAGUAGUAGUGAAUGAAUAGAACUGUUUCACUUUUUGGGUACUGUCAUUAGGGUUUGAAGUAAUAUUUAAACUAUAGUGACAAUACGGACUAGUAAAAAAAUAAGGACUCUGUGUCACCUACAUAACAGUGAAGCAUCAAAACAAGCCAGUUAAGGUGUAAAUACAUAGCCCCACGCACACACUUACACUAAUAUAAGCCGAUCAGCCGCCAUUACGACAUCUGCCAUCCAUCGUCUGUGACGGACAGUAAUAUCCAGUGUGGCCGGUAAAUAAACAGAAACUUUACCCGAAGAAUUGGGUAAUCCAUGUAAUGGUGUUCUAAGUAGAUAAAUCAUUAUCUGUUUCAAGAUACAGUGAUUUAUGAUAACAGGUAUGUCUUAAGUUAAGACUUAAGACUUAACCAAUUAAUUUUUAAUUUAGGAUAUAAUCUGACUAUCAGAAAUUAGAAAAUCGGAGUUAAAAAUAAUGUGGCUAUAUAAUACUAUGACUAAUAACGGGACAUAAUUUAUGUUAGCUGGUAUCCCCCGUAACUACACACACACUAGCUUAAAGGUGCUUCACUUGUUUAUAUCACGGCGCGGAGUACUCCUUUUUUUACUCGUCCGUGAGUGACAACACAGAAAUAAUACAUUUGACUGCCCUGGUUAUAUAACCGCAAUAAAUUAGGGUAAAUGUGACAAAUAUUGAACUUUGCCUUAUUGAGUAUAAUUUAUUCAUCGAAAUAAGCAGUAUCAUGCUUAUAUGCAUACUAGCAAAAAUGUUAUGCGAUUGUUGAGUUCUAUGAAUAGCAUAUAAUAACUUUUAGGUCGAAUUAGCAUCUUUGUGAUUCCUACAAGAGCAGUCGCACAGGAGAGGCGGCAGUUUUUUUAUUUUCUAUUGUGAACUUCACUUAAUAUGCAAAUGUGAUAAAUACAUAAUGUUCUUGUUGUAACGAAGCUAUUAUUUUAUAGAAGUAAACGUUAUUGAUAUGAAUAUAUGCGUCUAUGAACUUAGUUGCCAUUUAGAAAUGAGAGUAGCUAUUUUAAUAUUAGCUUGUAUAUAGCAAGAAUAGGUUUUAUGGUUAGAGUCAACAAAUAGGGUUGGUUCGUUUUAUAUUUAAAGAGAGGAUUGAAUUGUAAGCUGUGGGUUAAGUAUUUUUUUAAUUCACCUAGGUCCGUAGCCCAGAAAACGUGUUAAUACACCAUCCACGUUUAUUGUCACUGAUUGCAUUCGAUCCAGCCAAUACUUUCGCUCUGAGAUAUCUUCGUGUCAAGCAUUGUCUUUCAUUAAAUAUAUACUUUGCUAUAGGUAAAUUACUAGACGACGAAAAUUAAAAGGAAUACCGCGUAUUAAUGCGGUGAUCCAGGUGUAGAGAUGCUCGUGUAUCUUAUUAAAUCCAUCUUUUGGCUACGGAAAUAUAUACGCUUACCUACUGUUAUAAAUGAAGCACUUCAUCUGAACUAUACUAGUUCGCAAACGUGACCAAUAAUACCGUCUAGUGAAAUAUAUGUACCUAUUUAAAAUAACAUGGUGGUCGGAUAUCGGUGGAUUUACCUCAUCUCGUAAUGUGCCCAAUUUUGUUUGAGCGGCUAAAUGAGUAUAAAGUUUCGCGCAAUUUGACUUAAUACAACUAUUUUGUAUAAAACACUACAUUAGCCUAAUUUGUUAUGAAGCUUAUAUUGGAUAUAAACAGCUGUGCUGUGGUGAAAUUUAAAACGACUCAGACGGGAAGAAGGUUACAACGAGCACUUGGAAUUAGUAGGUAUAUAUAAAAACUUACAAAUAUUUUAUUCGGUUAACAGAAGGGAUAAGUCAACUAAACGUAUUUAUCAAUAUAAUAUUAUUUACACAAGUAAUUUCAGUUCCGAAAAAUACUAGGGUUUGGAUCUUAAAUAAUUUAUACGCUUAGAUAGACUAUGACAGCUGUGAAAUCGUCGAAAAAAAUUUGACUGGAACUAACCUCUAUUAGGAGCAAUUCAUGCACACUGACACAAAGUGAGACGUAGCUUGUCAACUAAUAUUCCUGGCCUGCUUUUAUCGGUUGUCUAACAGCAAUAGACCAUCUAAUAUCAUUAAGAAACUUAUAAAUAAUAUUCCGACAUGAAUAUUGGAUUUAGAUUAAUGUGAGAUGUAAAAAAAAAUAACAUUAUUACUUUACGGGUAUUAUUAACGAUAGUCUCGUUCCAGCCCCCAAAAAUACAAUAAAAGAAAAAUAUACUUCCUUUUUCAUCAAAUCAUUUUUUUUAAUAUACUCGAUUACAUCUUAACUCUCGUUAGGUUUAUGCCCAAAACAUUUCGUAAUGAUGUAGGUUAGACCUCCAUUGUGGAUUUGUUAAAAUGACAUUCAAACGAAACCUUUCAAACUAAUUAAACUCAGACGUGAUUUUUGUAGAUACAGAUUGACAUAAAUCACAACAUUCAAACUCGUUUAAAAUCUAACAAGAGACUAGAGGCAGUUGGAGGUAGGAAUACAUAUUAUGGUGAAAGAACCACUAAAUAUAUACCCCUUUAUUCAUAAUAGUCUGCUAACUUAAAGCAUUGCUAAUUCUCACUCUGUCUUCUUCUAUUGACCUAAGUCAGAAUGAGAAAAAACGCUCCUAAGCGGCUGUUUAAAGUUAGCGGACCAUUAUGAAUAAGGGGGAUAUUGUUCCGAGGCUAUUAAAUAAUCUGAACACCUCUUUUUAUUUAUAGCAUUACAGAGGCAAAUUUGAAAUACAAAUUGAAAAUAUAUUUUUAAACAACAACCUGUAAAGUUUUAGAUUAUUUGCUCGGCGGAGCAGUGUGUUCGUUUGAUAUUCAUUUUAAUAAUACGUCUUGGUUCGUGAUUUUUUUUCUGUUGUUUAUAUUAUGUUAUUUAGUAUAUUUUGUUUUUUUCUAUUGUCAAUUGACACACACACACUUUCUACACAAAUUAUCUUGCCCCAAGUUAAGCAUAUAUAGCCUGUGUUACAAGACGUUACAAGACAAGGUUACAAGACAAUGAUAUAUUUAAUACAAUAUACAUAAACAUACAUAAAUUCAUAUAAACAUACAUAAAUACAUUCAAAAAUCCAUGACUCGAAAACAAACAUCCAUAUUCAUCAUAUAAAUGCUUGCACCUGCCGGGAUUCGAACCCGGGACCUCUAGCUUAGUAGGUAGGAUCGCUAACCACUCGGCUAUACAGGUCGUGAUGACUUACGAAUGUCAACCAAAAAUAUUUUUUUCUUAUUGAAUCUACCGCUACUUCGUAAAGGGUUGAGCUAACGAGAUGAAGUAGCAAGAAACUCAUUGCCACUCUUUUAAAUCAAGAUUUACAUUUUCAAUCGUUUUACAAAUCAUUUCGAUUGCAAUAUAAUAUGUAAAGUGAUGCAACAAAUAUAUUCAAUGUCAAAUAGUCAAUGCCUUACACGAGUAAAUCAAAAAAGUAAAUGUAAAUUAAUACAAAAGUUAUUGAGUACAGUAGCUGCAUCAUACACACACACCGUUAAUAAAUAAAGGUAUUCUCUGAGCAUCUUAUAAGGGAUUAUAUAUAAAAAAGAUGUGGACAAGAAUUGCAAGAGACAGGGACGAGUGGAAAUUAAUGGAGGAGUCUUUUACCGCUAAAGGCGGCCCUUAUGUCGAAAAUAAUAACUCUAAUACUAACAAAAUAGGUACUUUUAUUUAUAUGUACUAUACAGGUCAUCAAUUAUUAUAUUGUUGUAAAACGUACGGCAUUCCACACAAACCCAAGUGGUUUAUGGGUGCUAUAGUAUUGUAUUAACUUUUAUGUUCCUUAUAAUAAAUAAAUUAAAUUAAAAAAAAUAUAUUUAUAUAGCAACAGGCAAGUUACAAGUUUGUAGGUAAGCAAAAAAACGUAUACAUUUUAACAAUCAUACUGCUUAGUUCCAAAUGCUCUGUAUAUUCCUUAGUCUAUGUCUGAGAUCAUGUUAAGUUUAGCAAAUAUAGACUUUAAUUUGGGGAUUAUAAGGUACAAAUUUACAGUAGAUGUGGCCAGUAGUGUUUUUAACGUAUGUAUUUUAUUCGGAUGAGGUAGUACCUAAGUGAUAGAACGAUGAAGCCCAAAGCUACAUAAUAUUAUGUAAAUUGUGUAAGAUUUUUAUCUAUUAGGUACAGCAAAAAUUACUUUAAGUAAUGUAAUUGUUAUAAAUUAUAUUUAUCAUGACCUUAUGAGAAAAUCAAAUACAACAUGUUUAAAAUGAA